AUGAAGAUCAACAGCACCACGCACAGAAAGAUGUGGAUGAAAUUUCUGAGGUUCCGAAAAAACAAAAAAAAGAUGCGACUGUGCCCUUCCCAAAUGGUGGCUGCCUUGCAGUCUGAGGACCAAAGACAGAAGAUCUUUGCAGACUUUGUCAAGGUGGGUGGGAACGUGGAACACCUAGUGCUCAAGUACGAAGCAGGCCUCACCGAGUCCCAGGCUUCCAAUAUCAAGUGGAUCCAAGAUCCUGAACUCCCGGAUGAUGAAGAGGAGAAGCUGUUCUUCACCAUGAUCAAUUUGGACAUGUCCAAUAUCACCGAAGUGCGGCGUCUUACAAAGCUUGAGAUGGAGGGAUGUAUCAACCAAGCUGGCUUGGACGAGUUCGUGAAGGCUGGUGGAGUCUUGGAUCCCAAUGCCCAGCUGAAGUUGUCUGACUUCACAGGGAAAGGUGGCUGUGAAAAGUUGGCAAGUGCCAUGGGUUCUCUGCAACAGCCAAAGACGGGGAAGGGUCAGAGAAGGAAUCAACAGCAACAAGGUGAACCAACUAAGGUUGAACCACAGACCCCGUUGCAGAAAGCCCAGAACGCGGCAUUCAAGCUGAAGCCGAUCAAGAUGUCAUCGGACCUCAUCAACCAACUCAGUGCAGUGGCUGUCAAGUUGGAGGAGUGCGCCACGGCAUUGCAGGACUUGAUCGGAAAAAAGAAGUCAAAGACGAAGCACUAUGUGGGGGUCAUCACUGAGGUGAACAAGUACACCGAAAUGGCUCGUGAGAGGUUGGAGCUGUCAAAGGCACUUUUGAGGGCCAGCGACAAAGCUAGGUCCACUCCCAAGGCCAAGGCUGCCCCAAAGGCGGCACCAUCAGCUGCAGGAUCAGCCAAGCCUCGCAACAAUUAG
Messenger RNA from Cladocopium goreaui, 888 nucleotides. The record is from the annotation of a GenBank genome assembly. NCBI's taxonomy places the organism in Eukaryota, Dinophyceae, Suessiales, Symbiodiniaceae.